Candidozyma haemuli is the source of this 1587-nucleotide messenger RNA. RefSeq names its product GMP synthase (glutamine-hydrolyzing) (gene GUA1). Gene Ontology annotation, cellular component: cytosol. The record is from RefSeq and is a predicted model, not a curated record. The transcript has a single exon. Gene Ontology annotation, biological process: GMP biosynthetic process. Gene Ontology annotation, molecular function: ATP binding; GMP synthase (glutamine-hydrolyzing) activity; GMP synthase activity. Bases 1 to 1587 code for a protein of 528 amino acids. Lineage: Eukaryota; Fungi; Ascomycota; Pichiomycetes; Serinales; Metschnikowiaceae.
AUGUCUGUUCCUGACGUGCCCGUGGAAGUGUCCAAGGUGUUCGACACCAUCCUUGUUCUUGACUUUGGCUCCCAGUACUCUCAUCUUAUCACCAGAAGAUUGAGAGAGUUCAAUGUGUAUGCUGAAAUGUUGCCUUGCACCCAGAAGAUCGCUGAGCUUUCCUGGAAGCCUAAGGGUAUCAUCUUGUCUGGUGGCCCAUACUCUGUGUACGCUGAGGAUGCUCCACACGUGGACCACGAUGUGUUCAAGCUUGACGUUCCUAUCUUGGGUAUCUGUUACGGUAUGCAAGAGUUGGCUUGGAUCAACGGUAAGGGCGUUGGCAGAGGUGACAAGAGAGAGUACGGUCCUGCUACUUUGAACGUGGAGGACCAGUCUUGUCCUCUCUUCAACGGUGUUGACCACUCCCAGGUCUGGAUGUCCCACGGUGACAAGUUGCACGCUUUGCCCACUGGCUUCAAGACCGUCGCUACUUCCGACAACUCUCCUUUCUGUGCCAUUGCUCACGAGAAGGACCCUAUCUACGGUAUCCAGUUCCACCCAGAGGUCACCCACUCUGUCAACGGUAAGAUCUUGUUGAAGAACUUCGCUUUGGACAUCUGUAAGGCCAACUCCAACUGGUCCAUGGAGAACUUCGUGGACACCGAGAUUGCCAGAAUCCAGAAGUUGGUUGGUCCAACUGCUGAGGUCAUUGGUGCUGUUUCUGGUGGCGUUGACUCCACUGUUGGUGCCAAGAUCAUGAAGGAGGCUAUUGGCGACCGUUUCCACGCUAUCUACGUUGACAACGGUGUCAUGAGAAAGAACGAGACUGAGACCGUCUACAAGACCUUGACCGAAGGUUUGGGUAUCAACUUGACUGUUGUUGAUGCUUCUGACUUGUUCUUGGGCAGAUUGAAGGGUGUCACUGACCCAGAGAAGAAGAGAAAGAUCAUUGGUAACACUUUCAUCCACGUUUUCGAGGACGAGGCUGCCAAGAUCAAGCCUGCUUCUGGCCAGGAGAUCGAGUUCUUGUUGCAGGGUACUUUGUACCCAGAUGUGAUUGAGUCCAUCUCUUUCAAGGGCCCAUCUCAGACCAUCAAGACCCACCACAACGUCGGUGGUCUUUUGGAGGACAUGAAGCUCAAGUUGAUUGAGCCAUUGAGAGAAUUGUUCAAGGACGAAGUCCGUCACUUGGGUGAGCUCUUGGGCGUUCCCCACGACCUUGUGUGGAGACACCCAUUCCCAGGCCCAGGUCUUGCUAUCAGAGUCUUGGGUGAGGUUACCAAGGAGCAGGUGACCAUUGCCAGAGAGGCUGACGCUAUCUUCAUCGAGGAGAUCAAGAAGGCUGGUUUGUACAAGCAGAUCUCGCAGGCUUUCGCUGCUCUCUUGCCAGUCAAGUCUGUCGGUGUCAUGGGUGACCAGAGAACCUACGAGCAGGUUAUUGCUUUGAGAGCCAUUGAAACCGUGGACUUCAUGACCGCUGACUGGUUUGUUUUCGAGGCUUCUUUCCUCAAGAGAGUUGCUUCCAGAAUCGUCAACGAGGUUGAUGGUGUUGCUCGUGUCACCUACGACAUCACCUCCAAGCCUCCUGCCACCGUCGAGUGGGAAUAG